Molecule: messenger RNA, 14162 nt
Organism: Strigops habroptila (Kakapo)
Lineage: Eukaryota; Metazoa; Chordata; Aves; Psittaciformes; Psittacidae
Gene: AFF3
Product: AF4/FMR2 family member 3
Exons: 21
Coding region: 256-3981 (1241 amino acids)
Biological process (GO): regulation of gene expression
Cellular component (GO): super elongation complex; nucleus
Source: RefSeq, a predicted model, not a curated record
GCGGCGGCGGCGGCCGAGCCGAGCCGCACAGAGCCGAGCAGAGCCGCGCCGAGCCGCGCCGAUUGCAAACGAGGUUUUUUGGGGGGUUUGCUUUUUUUUUUAAAAGGGAAGCGGUCGGAAGGUGGCGGCGGGGGCUCGUCCCCGGCCGCGCGUGUGCGGAGGGGGUGCUCCGCGCCCUCGCCCUGCCCGCGGUGCAGUUAAGAUGCGCCCCGGACGCCGUGCGGUUGCAGCGCGCCGGCGCUGACAUCGCUCACCAUGGACAGCUUCGACUUAGCUCUCCUUCAGGAGUGGGACCUGGACUCUCUGUGUGUCUAUGAGCCAGAUAGAAACGUGCUGCGAAGGAAAGAAUGGGAAAGGAGAAAUCAGGAGGCCCAGCAGGAGGAUGGCGCAUUUCACACAAGUUACUCCCUCUUCAGUGAACCAUACAAGACUAACAAGGGGGAUGAGCUCUCAAAUCGCAUCCAGAAUACACUGGGCAACUAUGAUGAAAUGAAAGACUUGUUAACUGACCGAUCAAACCAGAGCCACCUUGUUGGGGUUCCAAAACCUGGGGUUCCUCAGAUGCCUCUCCCCAAGCCUGAUGAACAUCUUAUUGCAGACUCAAGACCGCUGCCUCCUCCUCCGAUUUCCAACACUACUUCUUCCACACCAGCAGUCCUAUCUGCCCAGCAAAGCAAAAGCGCCACAAUGGGUUGGCAGAAGGCUGGGCACAAUGCCCCUUCAGAUGGCCAGCAGAGAGCAAGCAAGCAUGGACACCGGUCGCUGGAGUCACACAAGGGUGACUUCAAACUUGUGAACCAAAAAUCCAGUCUGGAUAAACUAAAACGCUAUGCAUCGAGUCCCACUUCCUCUUCCUCCACCUCCAAUGCUUCCCAGCAAAGCUCACUGAGGGCCACAAUAGGAGACAAUGUCAGCAGGCUGCAGCAGCCAGCAAAGCUCAAUUGUAGCUCAGAAGGAGGAGCUCAAGCGCAAGAGAGGCCAGCAAAGCAUGGUGGCAGCCACUGCGUCCAAAAUUUCCCACCCUCUCUUGCUUCGAAGCCCAGUCUGGUUCAGCAGAAACCAACAGCUUAUGUAAGGCCAAUGGACGGUCAAGAUCAGGCUCCUGAUGAGUCUCCAAAGCUGAAGUUACCAGCAGAGACAACCAAGUCAUACAGGGGAGUGCCUUCUAACAAGCCUGAUUCAGCCAGGACCAAGUCAAAGAUAGCCAAGUUCAGCAUUCCUAAGCAGGAAGAGGACAGUGGAGCUGGGGAUAACAGCUGCGUUGAAGAAAUAUUGCGGGAGAUGACCCAUUCAUGGCCUGCUCCACUGUCAGCUAUUCACACACCAGGAAAGGCAGAACAAAGCAAGUUUCCCUUCCCGAAUAAGGAGUCACAACAGGGAUCUACAGGACACAGCAAUACAAGGAAAAGUGAUGUAGAGCCAAAGAGUCCAGAGAAAAGCGCAACCCAUACAUCAAUGCUAGAAGAUGACCUCAAGUUAAGCAGCGAUGAAGAAGAGAGUGACCAGCAGGCAGCACAGAGAUCUGCUCUCCGCGUUCUAUCUGACAGCCUGGUGGUGCCACAGUCCAACGCCCGAGCCUCGGGACUCUCCAGCAAGGGGUCAAGCAGCAGCAGCUCCAGUGAAUCCGAGACCAGCUCAGAGUCUGAUUCAGAGAGCGAAAGCAGCUCCAGCGAGAGUGACGGCAGCAAGCCUUCCCAUUACUCCAGCCCAGAGCCCGAGCCACCCUCCUCCAACAAGUGGCAGCUGGACAAGUGGCUGAAUAAAGUCACCCCACACAAAGCACCCAUCCUGACCCACCACGAUGGCCCGGCGCUGGAGGCCCAUCCUUACUACAGCCGUGUGAAGGCAGAGCAGCCGAAAAGCGAGAAGACCCCAGCGACCGGCCCAGCCGAGCACCGCAGCGGGGAGGUCCGUGCCACCACCACCGCCACCGCCACCGCCACCGCCACCGGGGACGGACCGCGGCCUAGGACCGCCAACAAAGCACCGGGCAGCAAGGGCAGCCGGCAAAAGUCACCCCCCGCUGCCGACGGCGGGCCUCCGAGGCGGGCGGCAGGGAAGAAGGCACCGCGGCGGGCCGAGAGGACCUCUGCCGGGGACGGCCCCCAGUGCCCCAGCGCGGAGGAGCCACCCGGGAGCCACAGCUUUCCGGAGAGCACUGCUGGUGAGGCGCCGAGGGCCCGGCCCGGCGGCAGCACCAACGGCAGUGGCUGCAGAGCGGGGCACCGCCGGGAGCCCCGCCCGGCUGCAACCGGCGAGAAGCGCCGGGCCCGCGGGCCAGGCAAAACGGCGCCCAAGUCCAAGGAGUUUAUCGAGACCGAGUCUUCGUCCUCAUCGUCCUCCUCCGACUCGGGCUCCGAGUCGGAGCGGGAGGAGCGCCCACUGCCCAAGGCGCCCGUGGCGGCCGGGUCCGAGCCGCGCACCAAGGACGCAGGGACCGGCGCCGCCAGCAAACCCCACGGUGGCUGCAGUGCCUUUGGCUCCAUUAAUGCCAGGACUAGUAGUGAAAUAGCAAAGGAGCUGGAGGACCAGUUUUACACCCUGGUUCCUUUCGGUAGGAAUGAGCUCCUGUCUCCUCUGAAAGACAGUGAUGAGGUAAAGUCACUGUGGGUCAACAUUGACUUGGCUCUUUUGUCCAGGAUUCCAGAGCGUUUGCCUGAAGAGCCGCUGGCCAUGAGCGCCGGAGCAAACCAGGCGGCCAGCCUCCCGCAGGGUAGUAGUGCUGACCCCCCCGCAGAGAAGGGUUUACCGAAAUCUAGAAGGAAACGCAAGUGUGAGAAUGAGGAAGACUGCAGAGACAUCAAGAAGGCUCACUUAGAGCGAGAGAGUUCUUCACGAUUAGCUGCCUCUGCCCACAGCAUCAACACAGCAAAUCACUGCAAUAUGAAUGAAAAUAGCUUGGCAAUACCAAUAAAUAAAAAUGAGAAAAUGCUUCGGUCACCCGUCUCUCCCCUCUCCGAUGCAUCAAAACACAAAUACUCCAACGAUGAUUUAACUUCCUCCAGCAGACCUAAUGGCAGCAGUCUAUUACCUUCCAUCUCCUCCAGCAAAAAGCAUAAGAGUGAAAUCCAGUCGCAGCCACAUCCUGGAGACUUCAAUAAAGCAGUUCACAUCAAUUCAGAAAAUGCCGUUCUCUGCAAUAAGCCACAGUCUCAAACAGAGCCUUGGUCACCUCUGUCCAGCACACCCAGGGACUGCAGAAGGACAAAGCUUACCUUUGAUGAUAUGCCACGCAAUGCAGAUUACUUUAUGCAGGAAGCUAAACGGAAGAAGCAUAAAGCAGAUGCAAUGGUGGAAAAGUUUGGAAAGGCAUUGAAUUAUGCAGAAGCGGCACUAUCAUUUAUUGAGUGUGGAAAUGCAAUGGAACAAGGCCCAAUGGAAUCUAAAUCCCCUUAUACAAUGUAUUCAGAAACAGUUGAACUCAUCAGGUAUGCAGUGAGACUAAAAACCCACUCAGGCCCCAAUGCCACGCCAGAAGACAAACAGCUGGCAGCAUUAUGUUACCGCUGCCUGGCCCUUCUGUACUGGAGGAUGUUCCGACUCAAGAGAGACCAUGCGGUCAAGUAUUCGAAAGCGCUUAUUGAGUAUUUCAAGAAUUCAUCAAAAGCUGCCCAGAACCCAUCUCCUUGGGGUGCCAGUGGAAAGAGCACAGGAACACCAUCACCCAUGUCCCCUAGCCCUUCUCCAGUCAGCUCUGUAGGAUCCCAGGGGAGCACCGGGGCCCCCUCCCCAUCUCCUAUUGUCAGCAUCCCGCAGCGCAUUCAUCAAAUGGCUGCCAACCAUGUCAGCAUCACCAACAGCAUCCUGCACAGCUAUGAUUACUGGGAGAUGGCUGACAACCUGGCCAAGGAAAACAGAGAUUUUUUUAACGACUUGGAUGCGUUGAUGGGACCUAUCACCUUGCACAGCAGUAUGGAGCAUUUAGUUCAGUACACUCAACAAGGACUUCACUGGGUGCGGAAUAGCGCUCACUUGUCAUAAUGACUGUGUGCCAUUCACAUGGACAGUAUACCUUUCAUGGAUAAUUCAGUUAUUCUGGACACUGUGCUACAGAAAUAGUCAACCACAGCAUUGAUCCAAACAAAGGUGAAUCUUUCUUCAAUACUGAGUAAAAUUUUUCUGAGUCUAGACAUGUAUGUGUGCAUAUGUACAAUAUACAGUGAUGUCUCUUCAGAAUGAAUUGUUCUGUAUCGCUCUCCAAACAUUUUCAUACACUAGAAAUACUAGAAAGAACUGAUCUUAAUGCACAAAACAUACCCUUUCUAUUCUUGUACCGAAAAACUCAGAAACCAAAAUCUCAUGGGUUGAUUGAUCCAAGUGCAAUAAGCACAGAUCCCUAUUCAGGAAAGCUCUCAAUAGAUUCUUAACUUUAAGCUUGCACUGAAAUUCCGUUGACUUCAGCAGAGCUUAAGCACAUAAACAAGGGCUUUCCUGAACUGGAAUGAGUGAGGGCAAAUCAUAGACAUGGAGAACUUAUACUGAGAGCAUGGACACGUCACAGAAGCUUCAAUAUUAAUGUGCCAUUUCCCUGUUACUUCUCCGCUGGGGCACACAGCGGAGUUGUGUAGCUUGCAUUAAGUUGGAGAAAGAUGGCAUUCCUCCAUGUGCAAUAAGUUUCAACAAACUGCAUGCAUUUCUUUAUCUCCUGUCUUUUUAAAUAAUUUUACCUCUUGUUCAGAUCCUCACCAACAGUAUAACCUACAGGAUCAAGCAAAAAGCCUGAAAACAGACACACUGAUAGCAAAAGCUUUGAAGAGAUGGUGGAAAACUGCAUUCUGUUACUGAUAGUAAAUAGAUAUAUGAACAAAUAUGGCAAACUGCAAUCCAGUUAGUAAAGAAAAUGUGUUAAUUUAGCUGCAUACACACAGAGAGACAGAGAGAUAUCUGUAACAGUUGUUGACUUUGCAUGGGAAAGCUUCAUCCUACAGAUUUUUACUUUCAUAUCUUUUUUUAUCUAGCAGAAGCUUGCAGCAUUUUCUUCUCUGCUGUAUGGGAGCAUUACAUGCAAUUUCCUUUAUCUGGGAAGCUGAGUUUGCUGCUCAUCAGGCUAAGAACUGUUUCCUAUCAUAAUCCUCUCACUCUUCAUGCAUAAUCCUCAACUAGGCAUUAACGUUUCUUGAUUUAUGGGAUGUUUUCAGUUCCUGUUGACAGGCUGUGUUUUUCAUGCCAGAAUUAAUCCCACAAUAAUUGGAGUUUAAUUUGGGUCAGAUGAGGUCAAGGCUAGUUCAUAUCAACUGUGCUUGCGUUCAGUGCAUUUUUGUUCAUUUUCAGUGGUUUUCACACAUUUAGUUUUCUUUUUCUGUACUUCAAAAAAAAUAAAUUCUGUAAGUUAAAAAAAUUUAAUUUUUUUGCAAUCAGAUUUGCAGCUUUUACUCAAUUGAGCAGCUCCGGUGACUUUAAAUGGUCUGUUCUUGUCCAAGUCACUGGUUGGACCCUUUGAUGGUUGUUUUCUAAUCUAAUUCACUUACAUAUUAAGAAAACGUGAGUACAAAAGACUCUUUCAAUAGAAGAUCCAAUUGACGGCUGAUUGAUUGGUCCUUGCUGCCUUUUUUUUUCCUCCCCCAUUUUUGAAGAGCUGUGUUUUGGAAAAAAAAAAAACAAACAAUGCAGCACGUUUUCUGAGCUAAACAGCUUUGGUAACACAGGCUGGCUGUACUCUGUGGUGAAAAGCAGGCUUGAGAACACACUGAGCCCCAUGUACCAUAACUCCAGCUACUGCUCAGACUCGGAGCACUCACCCCAUUCUUUGAAGCAGCUCAGCAGGUAGCUACAAGGAAUUGCUCUGCCCCAAGCCAGGCUGAGCUGAUAUUUAUGUGUCCACUAGUGCUCAGAUACUUCCCCCUAAUUGAAGUCCUGAGCUCAGGCUGUGGCCACCUCUUAGCACAGACUUGAGUGUUACAGUGUCUGGCUUUAAGAGUGAACAUGGACCUGCUGUUAAAUAACAAAAUAAACUUCCUCCAAGUCCUCCUGUCACUCUGAACUCUGGCUGUUACCCACCCCAAAAAGAACACGAUUCAUUUGGUCACAACUAUCGUGGAGAACUUGAUCGGUGCCUUUCAGUUUAUCACUUGCCUGAUCUCCAGCUGUGGGAGUCUGUCGGGAUUUACUAGACUAGCAGCAACAGAUUCCAUCAGCUGCUCCAAUACCCUAUGAAGGUACUGUGGGAUUUCUCCUCAGAUCAGGAAAGUGAAAUUCCGGUUAGAUUAGCUUCUGUUUUCUUUGACGGUGCCUAUGAUGUUUAUCUUCAGAUAAGUUUGGUGGUUUGGGAGCCCUUACUGCUAUUUAAUGUUGGGAAAUUUUAGAAGUGACAAAUAUUACUUGCCUUAAAUGGAGUUUAGUUUUAUUGCACAUGUGACAUUUGAGUUUCAAAUAUGGAACUUUGAAGCAUGUUUAUUUUACUAAGAUUGGGAUAUUUUUCUUAAAUCACAAUGAACUCUUUGUAUGGAUGUAAUAUGUCAAGAAACUUCAGAGAAAUGCAAGAAUUAAUGCUGUCCUGUUGUAACAUUUCCAAGUACUAAGGAUCUCUUGUGGAUGAUUGUCUUUUCUUGUACAUUGCUCUUAUAUUGAAUUAUUCCAGCUAAAAUGCCCAUUGCUUCCACGGAAAAACACACUGGAUUUUAGUUUUUGUGCUAGCAUCAUCUGUGUUGUCUGAUGAGUACACUGAGCCUUAACUUCUCGUGGUAUAACAGGAUGAAAUAGCAGCCAUUUAAACCAACUAGACAUAUAAAUGGAUUAGAGGUUUUGUGCUUCUCUCCAUAGGGGUUCCUGCAGCUAUACUACUUUGGUGAGGUUAUUUAGAAUACUCUUUUGUGCAGACCACUUGCUGUGUAUGGUUACUGCCAUUUAUAUGACUGAAGGUAGCAUGGUGACAAGGAAUAUAUCAUUUCAUGUUUUUAGGGCCUGGUCUGGAGGAGUGCAUGUGGCUUUUAGGUCUGGUCCAGUUAAGCAUAUGCUCUACCUUAAGAACCUGAAUAGUCUUAGGCACUUCACCAUGAGCCAAAAGUUUUCUGUGUGUUCUGGAUGCGACCAGAGGUGACUAGCUUCUUUGGAGUUCCAUGAAAGACACUGGCUUGUUCCAAUCUGUUGUAGAAGUCCACGAAUAUGUAGGCUUCUUUACACGAUAGCAAUGUUCAGGUUCAUUCUGGGAAGGUAAGAAGUCAUUCUGUACAAAUCCAGAAGGAUUAUCCCCGAAGGGAGAGGUUUGCUUACAAACUGAAGCAAACAGAAGGGUUGGUAAAGCAAUGGGAAUCGAUUCAAAGGAGCUAUGUAUUGCAAGUCAAUGCAACAAAUACAGAGCAGCCUAUAGUAUCCUCACAGACAGCAAGACCACACCGACCCCUUGGCCUUAAUCAUUUAUGGCAUACCAUGACUGACAGGUAAGAACAAAGCAUAUGCAGAGGUUUGAGUGCGGUCAAAAGCCAAGCAUAGUCCUCCCUGUCACAUGGCAGGAUGACCCAACCCCUUGUUUGCCUAUUUCUUUUAUCCAAAUAUCACAGGGCUCCAAAGGAAGAGAUUAUAGUGAACAGAUGACCUUAGGUAAAGGAGAUUAAGAAGAUCAAGCCCUAAGUGUAGAUACAAACACAUAUGUAUAUACUGUAAAUCUAAAUAGUGAUAAAAGUCACUCAGCAUGAAGGAUGUUACUAGUGCCUACCAUUGACCAUCAAGUACUCAUCACUGAGGAGCCAUAUCACCUCAGAAGUGCAGUAGCUGUUAUCAAAAUAAUUUGUGUAGCUAAUUAAUUUAUAAGAAAUGCACCUUUGAGACUGUGCCAUAAGUAUCUCUUUUGUAAUGCAAAUAUUCAACCAUUUUUCAUGGCUACUGAUUCAAAUCUACAUCACUGAAAUGUCAGGAUAUCUUUUUUUCCCUAGAUGAGGACAUAUAUACUUAGACCUGCCUAAUCUGUGCUUAGUUUAUCUACCCAAGAUAUUUUAGUAGUCACCAGCCUUAACGCAUGUACAGUAUAUUCUAUUCACUGACUUGGUUGUAGGUUUUAAUCCAAAUGCAAUUGGAAUUUGUGAAAUUACUUGGAUUAAUGGCAUCUGCCUCAGAUAUCCUGCAGAUGUGACAUUAAAUGAUUCGUGAUUUUAAGCAGGAAAGGUUGAAUUUUAUGUAAAUAACAAUAGAUGAAUUCCUUGAUCUUUUUACAAGAAGAUUUUUUUAAAAAAUUAAAAGAUUGUCAAAGCAAUAGGUUUUUUAAUUCUCCCAAAUUUUCUGGAGGGUCAUGGGUUCAUGGUAAAAGCUAUAUUAAGAACAUCUCCUUCUGCCAUAUGCCUUGCCUUUAUAUAAUCUUCUUAAUGCUUAAUACGUCAGAAAAAGAUGUUUCUUUUUCACAGCGAUAGCAAGAAUUCCCUCCCCCAUUCAGGGAGAAUCCUCAAACUAAAGAAUAGAUCUCCUGGCACAAUAGAAAUACAAACAAUGCCUGAAGAAUAUGGACUUGUUAGGAUAACAAUAGAAGUUUGGCUGGCGCAGACCUAACAUGCCUCUCAUUUGGUAUCUUUUUGUUAGCAUUUACAUCACAUAUUUGAACUCAUUGUGUUUGAAACUAGAGAAUUAGUCUGAUUUUCAUGUCUUGAAAAGGCCUUGUAGGUCUGAUCACUACCAUAAUUAUAAUUGUUACAUUAGCUUGUGUGCUGUGCGCCAAGGGCUGGAAAGGCACGUAACCGUAGAUAAUUUUGUCAGAAUGCAUUCAGAAAAGCAUUUGGAUGAUUUUUUAUCUAGUCUCUCUUGGAAACUAGAGAACAAUGUCUCUCAUCCUGUAUUGUUAGCAUGAAAAUUUGGCUACUUCAGUGUCUCUCAUAAAGCUGUCAUUUGCCCUCAAGAAGGCCAAGACUCCAUUUCCAGCAUUACUGGAACCUAACAGCCUAGUGGCCAUGCUGUAAAUUGUUCUUAAGGUUAAUUAACAAUCUGGGAAAGUCACUUUAGGCCCUGAUUGUUCUAGCUUUACUAAGGUUACAUAGAGGAAAAACACUAAGAUGUGGAGCAUCCAAGGCUCCAUUGCUCUUUCAAAAGACUGCGGUUUGACUAUGGUUUUCCUCAGCGAUGCAGGUGGCAUUCAGCUGGGGCUGUUUAUUCAAGUAAUUCCUCUGCCUCCACUUGCUGUCUGGUUCUGUUGCCCCUGGUAGCCUGCAAGUAUGCCUGCACUUUGAGGGGUGUUUUCUACUUCAGCAGCCCAAGCUACCUUUCAAACAGGGUGCUGGAGCAUGGAGCAAGUAACCCAUAGGUUGCAUAAAGGGCCUUGCUUUCCGCAACAAAACUAGCAGCCAAUACAGAAAGGCUCUCUCUCUUCUCUGAUCUGUGUAGCUUGAAUCUCACAUGCUGUAGCUUGAAUCCCAGUCUCACCCCUCCUGCCCUUGAAGGACUCCAGAGGGUCGAAGGAAAACAACAGAAUUCCUCUGUCCCAAGGCACAUAUUCCUUUUUGGGAGUACAUAUAGAGAACAGCAUGGAACAGCACUUGGGUCUCAUGUUUCUCAUAUGUGCUAACACAGGGAUACUUAACACUUAUCUGCCUCAUAGGGCUUUAUGAGAAUUAAUUAAUGUUUGCAAAUCACUUUGUAUCCUCAGAAGGAAAGUGCUGUAGAAGAGCUAUGGAAAAAACUGCUAAAUACACUGGAUGAAUUUCACCCCUGAGUCCAGAGCUACAAGACCCUCAAAAUCCUUAAACACCACGUAAGCUCUUUAUGUAAGCACCAGAAUACAUAAAACUUGUGCUUAGCACUGAGGGGAGUCACAGCCUAGGUGAAACUGCCAUUCCCAGAGCAUAGCUUUGAUCCUGGUAGAGAGCAAGAACCACAAUAUUAUACGGGACAAACAGCAUAGGUUAACCAAGUGCUGUGUAGCCAUCCUACAGAUGACGGCUACACAGCAAGUCAAAUCUUUAUGUCUUUGAGCCACUUUGUAUUUCUGUGAAAGAAAUUUGCCUCCCCAGUUGUACCAAGUGUGUUUCUCAGAAGUAUUCAAAUCAUGUUAUUCCAAAUCCAGAUUCAAAUAACUUUAAAUCAAUGGAAUUUUUUUUUCUUUUAGAAUGGUGCAUUGCAGAGUAAUGAAACAUUAAGAAAAUGUCCCUCUCAUAGCAAAAUAUGUAUCUGAGUGUGAUGCACGUUACCUGUAACUGACUUGGGAAGUCAGAGAUAUGUUGGGAACAUGGUGUUCAAGGAGUUACCUUCCCAAAUCACACCAUCAUUAGCCAGCAUCCCUGGGUCAAACUCCCAGCUCUGUUCUGACGCAUUACCUCUAGAAGUCGAUAGAGCAUUUCACCAAGGACUGACCACCAGUCAAAUCAAAAUGUUUCUACCGCUGUUCAUGUUAUUCAGGCAAUACUAACAAAUCCUUCCUUCCUUAGCUCUAGUUAUCCUUUUCUCCACUUGCCAUUCUUAGACAUGGAAUUCUAACCCUUAUAAUCUGUAUUGAUAUUGAGGCUUCGCCCAACCCCGAUGCAGGACCUUGCACUUAGCCUUGUUGAACUUCUUGAGGUUCACAUGGGUCCUCUCCUCAAGUCUUCCCGGCCGUCAAGGCCCUUUGGCAUCCUUCAUCCAUGACAAAGAAGUCCAUCUUCCAUUUGCUAAGGUGCAGUAUGGGAAGAUGGGGACUUCUGGCUUUCCUCAGCAAAUCACACAUAGCUAACGAGUGUCACGAUCAAUGCAGUAAUUAAUUUUUUAUCUCCUCAGCCUUUCGUUUUGCCUUCCUGGUCCCACAGUCAGCUCUUCCUGCAAUUUUAGACAUUUUCCUCCUCAACCCCAUCUCCCAGCCUGUGCUUGUGAUGUACAUGAGAAACUAGAGCUGAAAUUCCUCACUGGAAAAAAGAUGGAGGGCAGCGCAGAGCUUCUCCGAGCAGCUCAGGACCUUUCUGUUUUCUUCUCGUUCCCACCCCACCUGUGGGACUGGCAUACACCUUCUCCCAUUAAUCCGAGCAAGAGAGUUGAAUUCCCUCCUCAGAAGAGACAGUGAGUGCUGAUGACUCCAUAUACAACUUCUGCCCAGCUCUUCUCUGCAUUGGAAGGCGGAUGUGAGAGAUCAGCAAUAUGGGGAGUAAAGGCCCUUAGUGCUGGUGACUCACUUGCCUGUGUGAAACAGCAGUGUAGCUGGAGGGGUUACAGCAGCAUUUCCUGGCCCAGCACCAUUGCCUGAUGUUGUGUUACUGAUCUGCCUGAAUGAGCAUUGCUGCUCUACGGCCCUGCAGUAGAACUAGCAGGACAGAUGGUCUCACACUCGUGCAAGGACCUUUUUUAAGCCAUUGAGGACACACAGUCAGCCUUGUAACAAUUCACUGGGGAUAAAUAACAAGAGAAGGUGGAAUGGGAGAGGAAAAAAUGUCCUGAUUUAAACAAAGAAGUUGGGAUUUGCCUCAUCUUGUACUGUAUAUAAUAAGCACAAUGAAUCACACCCUGGAAGUGCUUGUUUCUGUGUACUGGCUACAAAGGGAAUUUAGGUGAUGAGCUCAGAUAUAGAGGUAUAUAAAUCCUAUCCCAGGUUUACAAUCAUACCUGUUGCUAAUGAGGGUGCCUGCUGAAAUUGGUAAAUAUCUUAGAUGCACUGAUGUAGGAUGGACGGGGCAGAGAUCACAUUGGGAGGGAGCAGAUAUACAGGAAAACAGGUAUGCAGUUAAGUACAUUUAUUUCUGAGAUGGUUAAAGCAUACAUUUUAGACUUGGACCAUCUCUUGCCCACUCCCUAAUUCACUGGGCCCAAAUCCAAAGUAUAUAGUUCCUCAAGGACGUGCACCUUUCUUCUAUUAAGAUUACUGAAAUAUCAAGAAAAUAUAUUUUACAGAGUACUUAACACUCACAGGCACUUUUUCUGUAUGUUGUCUGGAAGUAGAGCUGGCUUCCUUUAAACAGAAGAAACAGUUUUUCCGUACAUGGCAAAGGAGAUGAGCUUGGCUGUGAGCCCACAUUAUGCCAAUAUUACUCUUUUUUAUGGAAAUUCAACAGCAUUUUUCAAUUCAUUACGUGAAAAUGGCAAUUUUAUCCAUGACGAACAGCCUGUAGGCCACCCAGGGCCACCUAAAGCUCAUGGCCUGCCUGCAGACCAGCAGUCCCACAGCAGCUCCUAGGGCUGGCCAGGCAGCAUCCUUGGCUGUCGGUGGAGGCAGGAAGAGCGGUGUUGUGUUGAGAGCUUCAGAGCAGCCCAAUCAAGGUGUGCUUGUGGUGCCAUUGUUAGGCUGUCUCUUUCUUUGGGCAGCAACAGGAGAGGCAGGAGCCCAGGCAGAGGAGCCAGGCAGUGUGAGAGCUGCUCUCCAGGUAGCCCAAAUCUAACCCUGGUCCUCCUGUGCAGGGAUAUCACUCCGUGCUGACUGUGGCAAAUGGAGGCAAUAACUGGUGUAACAAAUCAUGGCUGCAUACACACACACACCACAAACACACACACACACGCUUACUGCUUAUGGCCUGCGUUCCUGGGGAUAUUAUUAAUGGAAACCUGGACCACGGUGGUGUCUGUUGACCAGGGGCCAUGUUGCAGUAGGCAUCCUUACAGAGAUGGAGUUACCACCAUGCAGAAGCAAAACCAAACCAUGCUGUGGAUGGGCGAGGGAAACAAACAGGUGGGGAACACAUCACAGGGCGGCCAAAAUAACAGUAUGCUUAGAUUUGUCAUUACUUCUCCAGCCAGUUGCAAUAAUCACAGUAGGCCUGAUUCCCUCCCCAUUUCCCAUGCUGUGCAUAGCACCAGGGGCUGAAAAUGCAAUGCAGUGGUCCCAGUGUAGGGUCCAGCCACUGACCAUCCUCCUGCUAGGUGUGCAUGUUGCAUGUUGCAUGUUGCAACUCCUCCCCACCUGCCCUUUUCACACAGCGAACUUCUAAGCGAGGGUCCAUGGUGAGAUGAGGUACACAAAGAUCAGCUUACAACCGGAAUUAUUUUUGUAACAAACAGCAGAGAUUCAUUUCCAUGUUUCAUUUAUAACAAGAAACAUCAGCAGAUUUUCUGUGAAAUUAUUCAAGUCAGGAUGGGUUUAUUUGCAGCUCAUAAAAUACCGCUCAUGUUUCUGAGGAUGUGCUACCCAAGGCCUCCAGCACUUAGCCAAUGCUAUAGCAGUUUAUCUUUCCACUGACCAUGAUCUCACAUACAGCAGGCAAUAUCGUUUACACAGGUUAAUAAACAGAGUAUCCUGUACAGUAAUUUAUGCUGUAAAGUAUGUACAUAUAUCACAGUAGCAGCCACAAAUGCUUUAAACUGCCUUAUUUAUUAGAUCAGUUAGCAUUUCCCCUCGUCGCUCCAGAAUACUUUAAAUUAUUUUUAUCUUUUGCAUUAGGUAUUUUUUUAGCUACUGCAUUUUGAUCCAAUUAUUGGAAAAAAAUUGGUCUUUACAAUAAAUAGAUAUCUAAAAUUUAAGUAGAAAUAGCAAAUUCACUGCCCAUCCAACUAAUAUAGCUCCAAGUAUGAUUAAAAUUAAAUAUGGUAUACUCUUAUCUGUGUAUCAUAGUAUAUGCCAGCAGUCAUAUUCCACUUGUGAUCGAUACAAACAAGAGCUUUAGUAACUUUCACCUACUUAUUUCUUCCAUUGUGAGACAAAUAAGUAAUAAACUACUUAACCUAAAUGUUCCCCAUGAGAGCCCUGGUCUUAUUCCUCCCUCAGGCAAAACUCACUUUGGCUUCAGUGGGAGCUUUACCUAAAUAAAAGUACAACAUAGGGACAUUACAAAAAUAAAUACAUCAUGUAUGAACAGUACUUGUGCUUUGUAGUCACUGCUUCUCUCUGUAGUAAGAAACACUUACUACAGGUAAGAGGGUAAACGCUCCAUGUGUAACUCUGCUCUGUCUCACACCUUCCUUUUUGCUGUACGAGUGAAAAACUGAGAUUCAAAACCAAUCAUAUUUGUUCCAUUCACUCCAGUAAAGUAGAAAUCUUUGAGGAUCAGUUCCGAGUCAAACUAGAAAAUACAAGAAAAUUUUGCUUUUGCUUGUUUUCCUGUUAAAUUAUGUUACACAACUAAACAGGUUCAUGCGUACAAAGGCAAUGAAAUUAUUAAUGACUUGUUUUACUGUUUGGAGAUUUUGCUAUGUCCACAGUUCGUAUAAAACUCAUGUAGCACAGUUUCUGGGAUGGUGAAAAAUCCUACUGUAAUGUAACAGAAUGAGCCUUAAGGAUUUGUAAGAAUAAGCACUUUUAUAUUAAAAAGCAAAUAUUAAUUCAUCAGUAAGAUUACUUUUUUAAUGUGACAAUAAAC